Penicillium soppii is the source of this 1722-nucleotide messenger RNA. Its product is annotated as putative CECR1 family adenosine deaminase. Lineage: Eukaryota; Fungi; Ascomycota; Eurotiomycetes; Eurotiales; Aspergillaceae. Gene Ontology annotation, biological process: inosine biosynthetic process; adenosine catabolic process. Gene Ontology annotation, molecular function: adenosine deaminase activity. The coding region runs from base 1 to 1722 and encodes 573 amino acids. The record is from RefSeq and is a predicted model, not a curated record. The transcript is spliced from 2 exons.
AUGGAAAGCGAUCAUGAAUGGGAAUUGGAAGAGGGAAUUCCUCAGUUUGAGGAACCCGUCAUCCAACAAUAUUUGAAAGGACGCGCUGCGCUGAUCGCGCAAGAGGAAAAGCAACGUCAUGAUGCAAACCUGCGCAAAUCUCUAUCUCCAAUAGCCGCACGGGCCGCGAACAUCGUGUCGCAGAUCCGCGCCCAGGAACAGCAGGAGCUGUGGACCAGCGGGUUGGACGAUGCCGCUGCCCACCAGUCAGAUGAGAUUCUCUACCCGGGCGUUAUGUUCAACCUAGCUAAAGGCCGUAUGGAGAAGACCAAACUAUGGAAAAUCGUGGAGAAAAUGCCCAAGGGGUCUCUUCUCCACGCUCAUAUGGAUGCCAUGUUCGAUAUCGACUUUUUGAUCGAUCAGGCAUUCUCUACGCCGGGCAUACACAUGUCGGCACCGAAGCCGCUGGUCACCGAAACAGACUGGGAGUGGGCGCCCGUGUCGUUUCGGUACUCCUCGCAGCCUCUAGAGGCAUCAGAGGAUAAGCCUAGUAUUUGGACGGAAACGUAUGAGGCUUCAUCGUUGAUCUCAAUCCAAAAGGCUGCCUCCUCUUUCCCCAAGGGAGGCGAGAAAGGCUUCCGGGAAUGGCUGACUAGUCGAUGUGUGCUUCUGCCAGAACAUUCUUAUCACCACCACCAUGGUGUCGAUGCGAUCUGGUCUUACUUUACAAAGACUUUCCCUGUCAUUGACUCCCUUUUGAUGUAUGAGCCUAUCUUUAGAGCUGGACUCCAUCGCAUGCUAGGCCAACUUGCAUCGGACGGAGUUAGUUACGUGGAAUUCCGCAUUGGAUUCGUCUUCGAAUACAGGAGAGAAGGGUGCGAUGAGGCGGAGAAAAACGUCUCUGCGUGGUUCCGCAUGGUGGAAGACGUGCUAGCGGAGUUCAAAAAAACAGAAGCAGGGAAGAACUUCCAUGGAUUCCGUAUUAUUUGGACUGCGAUCCGCCGCUUUUCCAACAAAGUCCUCGUCGGAACUAUGAAGGACUGUAUUAGAGCGAAGCAAGAAUUCCCCCAUCUAAUCUCUGGAUUUGAUCUUGUCGGACAAGAGGAUUUAGGAAGAACACUUGCCGACCUUGUUCCUGUGCUGUUAUGGUUCCGAAAGGAAUGUGCCGAGGAAGGAGUGGACAUCCCCUUCUUUUUCCACGCUGGAGAAUGUCUAGGUGAUGGUGAUGAGACAGAUCAGAAUCUGUUCGAUGCUAUCCUCCUGGGUACGCGCCGGAUCGGCCACGGGUUCUCCCUCUACAAGCAUCCUUUGCUCAUUGAUCUGGUCAAAGACAAGAAAAUUCUCAUUGAAUGCUGCCCAAUUUCGAACGAAGUUCUCCGCCUUGCCAGCUCCAUCAAAUCCCACCCAUUGCCCGCGUUAUUGGCCAGAGGUGUCCCUGUCUCACUGUGCAAUGAUGACCCCGCUAUCCUCGGGCAUGGAAAGAACGGGUUGACGCAUGAUUUCUGGCAGGCUUUGCAGGGAUUAGAAAAUGUGGAUUUGGUUGGCCUAUUGAUGAUGGCUCAGAACUCCAUUCGGUGGAGCUGCUAUGAAGAUCAGUCACCUGCUGAGUGGAAAGCAGGCAUUCAGAAUGGUGUUGAGGGGAAGGGAUUGAAAGCUGAACGUCUUCGUGAUUUCGGUCAAGAAUUCGAGAAAUUUUGUGCAUGGAUUGUGCUUGAAUUUGCUGAAUUUGAUGAUGAUAAUUGA